UCGUUAGUACAAUAUUACCAAGUUUACUACCUAAAAAAACAAAAAUUUACCAAAAAUGGUAACAAUCACAUUUGGAUUGAAUCCAUAACAAAAAAGAGUCUCAACAAACUCACACAACACGACAGCUUUCUCCCUCUCUCUGACUUUGUUUGUUUCUCUCUUGUAAGGAAAACGAAUCAUUCUACAUUUCUACGUUGACAAAACAUUAUACAUAGGUUGUUUUGAUUAAUCAGGGUACAAUCUUGUGUUAUUUCUCUCUCAUUUGGCACGCAAGCCUCAACAUUCUCCUCUAUUUUUUCAUCAUUGAAAUAUGGAGGAAAGUCCCAAGUUGGAUUUGUCAUCUUGUUAUUAUGGAUGUGGAGAUCAUGCAUUUGAAAUGGAGCAGAAGAACACACCAACACAGAGAAUGUCAGUUUCAGUUUCAGAUCACAUGAAUGGAUUUCAAUAUCCAACCGAGAAAUUCGAUAGCUAUGUGAUUGACAUGGAUGCCGCCUUCUCUUCAGGCAUCAACAAAGAUAGUAGUGCCAAUGCUAAUCCUAGAAUUACGUAUUCUGACCAGAAAGGGUUGCAGAGGAGCCUCUCCAGGAAAGGAUCUCAGCGUGGGGUCGACAGGAAAGUGAAUGGCCUUUCAAUGCUUCAAGUUCAUGAUAUUAAUAAUAAGGAUGCCAUCUCUGCUCUAUGCUCACCACUAGGGUCAUGUACGCCAACGGCAAUGGCAGCGGGGUCCCCGGAUCAUUCCAUCAACCCACACAAUCAUCAUCAGAUUAACAUCAUCGGCACCACCACCGCCACCACCGGUGAAAGCAGAUUAACUCGCCGAAAUAGUUUCAUACGAUCUUCUUCAUGGACACUUGAUCCUAAAAGGGUUCUCAUUUUCUUUGCCACCUUGUCAAGCAUGGGAACAAUGUUGCUGAUAUACUUCACUCUCAUUAGCAAUAAGCAAAAUUUUGAUGGGUAUGUGGGUGAUAUAGGAAGUAGUGAGUGAAACCACCCAAUUAUUAGGCAAACAAUCUCACAAUUUAGAAACAAGUUUGAAGAAGACAAAAUAGUAGCAACUGAACCUUUUAUU
Medicago truncatula (barrel medic) is the source of this 1069-nucleotide messenger RNA. RefSeq lists its product as uncharacterized. The record is from RefSeq and is a predicted model, not a curated record. NCBI's taxonomy places the organism in Eukaryota, Viridiplantae, Streptophyta, Magnoliopsida, Fabales, Fabaceae. The coding region runs from base 311 to 985 and encodes 224 amino acids. The transcript has 5 exons.